CUUUUCUUCAUAGCUCUGACUUCAUGUUUUAUCAGCCAUUAAUCGAAAGUGUGGCAUUAAAGUUUUCAGCUUCAGCGGAAUUUUUCGUUGGAAACCUGAGUACACCAUCACAAAAUAAAGCCUUCAAGAUUCAGCAAUUGAAUAGAUGAACUCUUCUCAUAUAUUAUUGAAUAUAUCUCUGGUAGAUGUCUUCAAAUUCUGAGGAAUUAAGCUCUCCGCCUACAAAAAAAGCUAGAGUAAGCAGAGACAACAAUUUUGAAGAAACCACGACAACAACGAAUAAUAAUAAUUGUAGUAAUCAUACGUAUACCCACAUGGAAACGUCGAAGAACCAUUCCCAAAUAGAUGAAAGUCUGUACUCAAGACAGCUAUAUGUGCUGGGUCAUGAAGCCAUGCAUAAAAUGGCUAAAUCAAAUGUUUUCAUUUCUGGGAUGAAAGGUCUUGGAGUUGAAAUAGCUAAGAAUGUUGUUCUUAGUGGAGUGAAGUCUGUUACACUUCAUGAUAGAAAUGUAGCUAUUGAAGAUCUUUCUUCACAGUAUUUCCUUCGUCAUGAAGAUAUUGGCAAAAACAGGGCAUUGAUUACUCAAUCCCAUGUUUCUGAACUAAACAGUUAUGUUCCUGUGUCAACAUGUACUCAGCCAAUUACAAAGGAAAUGAUAUUAGAUUUUCAGGUUGUUGUGUUGACAGCAUCAUUUGCUGAUGAACAAAAAUGGAUUGGUGAUUUUUGCCAUAGUAAAGGAAUUAAAUUCAUUGUUGCUGACACAAAAGGCCUUUUGGGUUCACAAAUAUUCUGUGAUUUUGGGGAAUCAUUUGUUGUGAAUGACACAAAUGGUGAACAAGCCAUCACUGUAAUGGUUUCUGCAAUAACAAAGGCUGAAGAAAGUGUUGUUACAUGCUUGGAUGAGCAGAGGCAUGGGUUUGAAACUGGAGAUCAUGUUACAUUUAAGGAAAUUCAGGGUAUGAAAGAGUUAAAUAACUGUGAGCCAAGAAAGAUUAAAGUUUUAGGUCCUUACACAUUCAGUGUUGGUGAUACAUCUCAGUUAUCUGAUUAUAUUUCUGGAGGAUAUGCUGUACAAUGUAAAAUGCCAAAGACAUUGAACUUUAAAUCGAUAUCUAAAGCGCUUUUCGAGCCAGAAUUUUUGAUAACAGAUUUCGCUAAGUUCGAUCGUCCUGCACAACUUCAUUUAGGUUUUCAGGCUUUAGAUGAGUACGUCAAACGAAAUUCCUCUCUUCCAAGACCAAGGAAUAAGGAUGAUGGAAAUAAACUGAUUGACAUAGCAAAGGAAAUAAACGGAAAGACAUGUAGCAAGGUUGGUGAAAUUGACGAAAAAAUACUACUUGAAUUAUCGUAUCAAGCUAGGGGAGAUCUUUGUCCUAUGCAAGGAGUGAUUGGGGGCAUUGCAGCUCAGGAAGUUAUGAAGGCAUGCAGUGGAAAAUUUCAUCCUAUUGUACAAUGGUUUUACUUUGAUGCUUUGGAAUGUCUUCCUGAGGAACAGGAAAUAACAGAAGAAUCAUGUAAAGCGCUCGGUUCAAGAUAUGAUAAUCAAAUUACGGUUUUUGGAAAGCAGUUUCAAGAGAAAAUUAGUACACAGAAAUACUUUGUUGUUGGCUCUGGAGCGAUUGGAUGUGAGCUCUUAAAGAAUUUUGCUAUGAUUGGUCUCGCAUCAGAUCGUCGUGGAGCAAUAUACGUCACUGAUAUGGAUAGCAUUGAACGAUCAAAUCUCAAUCGUCAGUUCUUGUUUCGUUCUGCUGAUGUGCAAAAGUUAAAGUCAGAUGUUGCUGCACAAGCCGUGAAAGCGAUGAAUCCUGACGUUCAUAUUAUCUCACAUCAAAAUAGAGUGGGACUGGAGACAGAAAAAAUAUAUGAUGAUGAGUUCUUUGAAAGUCUGGAUGGUGUUGCAAAUGCUUUAGAUAAUAUCGAUGCAAGGUUAUAUAUGGAUCGAAGAUGUGUAUAUUAUAGAAAACCUUUAUUGGAAUCUGGAACAUUAGGCACUAAAGGAAACGUCCAGGUUGUUUAUCCUUUUUUGACUGAGUCAUACAGCUCAAGUCAAGAUCCCCCAGAGAAAUCUAUUCCUAUAUGCACAUUAAAAAACUUUCCAAAUGCUAUAGAACACACGUUGCAGUGGGCAAGAGAUGCCUUCGAAGGACUAUUCACUCAAGCUGCAGAAAACGCGAUUCAAUACCUAAGUGAUGGAAAGUUUAUGGAACGUUUGACUAAAUUGCCUGGUGUGCAACAGGUUGAAACUUUGGAAAGCAUUCAUAAAACUCUUGUUGAUGAUCUCCCGAAAGAUUUUGCCGAUUGUGUUAAGUGGGCGAGGAUUUUAUUUCAGGAAUAUUAUCACAAUCAAAUUGCCCAACUUCUUCAUAACUUUCCACCCGAUCAGAAAACCAGUUCAGGCCAACCUUUUUGGUCAGGACCAAAACGUUGCCCCCAUCCAUUAGUGUUUGAUCCUUGUAAUGAAACUCACAUGAAUUUUGUUAUAUCAUCAGCAAAUCUUCGGGCUUUUGUUUUCAAUAUCAAAGGUUCUGUGGAUAGAAAGUUUAUUCUUGAGAUAUUAGAACAAGUCAGUGUACCGUCGUUCGAACCGAAAACAGGUGUCAAAAUCCACGUUAGUGAUCAAGAAGCUGAAGCAGCUAGCCAAGCCUCUGUUGAACAAACUGAAGUGGACAAGAUUCUUGCUAAAAUACCAUCUCCUACUGUAUUGAGCGGAAUGAAAGUCUCUAAUAUUGAAUUUGAAAAGGAUGAUGAUAACAACUUUCAUAUGGAUUUCAUUGUUGCAUGUUCAAAUCUCCGUGCUGAGAAUUACGAUAUUGCACCAGCUGAUAGACACAAGAGCAAAUUAAUUGCGGGUAAGAUUAUUCCUGCUAUUGCCACAACAACUGCUGUUGUGUCUGGACUUGUAUGUUUGGAACUUUAUAAGAUUAUACAAGGAAGCAAAAAGAUUGAAACGUUCAAAAAUGGAUUCAUCAAUUUAGCUCUACCUUUUUUCGCUUUCUCGGAGCCUAUUCCUGCUCCUAAGAAUAAAUAUUACGAGACAGAAUUUAGUUUGUGGGAUAGAUUUGAGCUGACUUUAAAUGAUAAAGGUGAAGAACUUACUCUACAGGAAUUCUUAGACUACUUCAAGAAUGAACAUAAACUUGAAGUAUCUAUGUUGUCACAAGGAGUUUGUAUGUUGUACUCUUUUUUCACUCCUCAAACUAAACUCAAGGAACGCCUUCCAUUAAAGAUGAGUGAACUUGUUGCUAAAGUAUCUAAGAAGAAAAUCAAACCACAUGUCAAAGCACUAGUUUUUGAAUUGUGUUGUAAUGAUGCAGAUGGAGAAGAUGUUGAGGUGCCAUAUGUACGAUACAAGUUCCGUUGAUUUUCAAAGCUCAUAUAACGAAGAUUCAAUCGAAAAUUAUGAUUCUGAACUCAUCUGACAAUACCUUAGUAGAAUAAUUUAGUUGGAUUUUAGUUCUUGAUUUUAUGUUUUAUUCUGACUCAAAUAAAUUGUUUCAUUGAA
Xenia sp. Carnegie-2017 is the source of this 3503-nucleotide messenger RNA. RefSeq names its product ubiquitin-like modifier-activating enzyme 1. Lineage: Eukaryota; Metazoa; Cnidaria; Anthozoa; Malacalcyonacea; Xeniidae. Gene Ontology annotation, molecular function: SUMO activating enzyme activity. The record is from RefSeq and is a predicted model, not a curated record. Gene Ontology annotation, biological process: protein sumoylation. Gene Ontology annotation, cellular component: SUMO activating enzyme complex; cytoplasm.